UCUCAGUGAAAGAGCAAUGACAAAAGUGCAUUCGGCCGAACAGUAAUAUUAGAAAAUCUGAGUGUGGGUUCCUGGACCCAGGAAGCAAGCGAUCCUGCGAGGCUUGAAGAUGUCAUCAGCCAGUGUCAGAAGAUGUGGAGCGACGAAUGUGACGAAUUUGACGGAUGCGGUUGCGUGUUCGUUCCACCGCCGGAGUGGCGAAGUUGAAGUGGGUGGGACAAAAAGGAAAAAAAAAUGACCCGAGGCUGACUCGAGUUGCGCUCUGCCUAUUGAAUCAGGCUCCUCCCAAAAUUUCUUCAGAUAGGAAUUAUCAAGGGAGUUUAUAACUCGUGACCGUGACUUAUGCCAGAGUACGCUGUGAACCAUGUUGUGACAGUUUUGUAAGAUAUGCUGCACGAGGAACGACAUUUUUCUUUUGAUCUGCAAACAGGCGUUUACAAAAGCUUAUAGUUAAGUAUGUUGGGUGUGAUAACAGCCGGUAAACAAGACAAACAACUUGUAGGCUCCUUCCUGGUUUGUUCAUUUCUGUUGUAACGCGCAAUAUGUUAUGGGGACGCGGACGGGCGCUGAUCUUUGUUGGACGGCCGGUGGGUGGACGAACAUAGCCUGGCUCUGUAUGUCUGACGCAUUGUAACCUCGAACUGUGGGCUACAUUAAUAGCCUCUCACGCAAUCCGCUAGCUCCUUCCGGGGGAGUUCCGCAUACGAUAUUACUGCUGAAGGAGAAUGGCAGUCUGCGGGAACAUCGCACUUCGUUUUACGUAGUGCCCAUAGUUGCGAUUUUCGUUGUUUUUCAUCAUUCGUGAUGGACAUAAUACUUAAAAGGCAGGUUAUGGCUCGCUAACAGGCGUGGCAUUCCCCCCGUUGCUUUGUGUUGGAAAAAAAUGUCGAAUAUAUUAAACGCAGCGCGUAAAGUUCACUGGCGUCGGUCUGCUGCGUUAAGACGGGCAGCGCUUCUCGCGGCCGCUGCAUAUGGGGUAAAAACACUGUACCCCAUAAUCUGCAAACAUGUCAUAAACAAACAGAGAGACCCAAAUCGGACCUCGAAUCCAAACGCUGGCGAGGAAAGCGGAUUGAAUUUGGCAUCUGAGGCAGUCAACGGGGUCGUCCGCAGCAAAAAGUCGCCCGGAGUAAAUAAAGAAUUUUUCAAGCAGAUACUGGGACUCUUAAAAAUACUUUUCCCAAAGUUAAUAACGAAGGAGUUGGGGUUGCUAUGUCUGCACUCGCUCGCCUUGAUUUCACGGACGUUCCUGACUAUCUAUGUGGCUGUGCUGGACGGCCAAAUAGUCAAAACCAUCGUGGAGAAGGAACCCCGGAGUUUCGUUAUGAUGCUGAUGAAGUGGCUUCUGAUUGCCAUCCCGGCCACUUUCGUGAACAGUGCGAUCCGUUACCUGGAGUGCAAGCUCGCCUUGGCCCUGCGCACACGCUUGGUGGACCAUGCAUACGGAACCUAUUUCGCUGACCAGACGUACUACAAGGUCAGCAACAUGGACGGUAGGCUGACGAACCCGGACCAGUCCCUUACCGAGGACAUCAUGAUGUUUUCGCAGUCGGUGGCGCAUUUGUACUCGAACCUCACCAAACCCAUCCUGGACGUCAUUCUGACUGCAUACACGCUGAUACAGACAGCGAGGUCCCGUGGAGCCAACCCCGGCGGACCCACACUGCUGGCGGGACUUGUGGUGUUCGCCACCGCCAAGGUCCUGCGGGCUUGCUCCCCGAAAUUUGGGAAAUUGGUGGCGCAAGAAGCGCACAAGAAGGGCUAUCUCCGUUACGUGCAUUCCAGGAUCAUUGCAAACGCGGAGGAAAUCGCGUUUUACCGGGGACACACGGUGGAGCUGCGGCAGUUGCAGAAGUGCUACGCGACGCUUGCGCAACAGAUAAACCUCAUCCUCUCCAAACGCCUGUGGUACAUAAUGCUGGAACAGUUCCUCAUGAAAUACCUGUGGAGCGCCAGCGGACUCAUCAUGGUCGGGGUGCCAAUCUUAACAGCCGCAGGCUUUGCUGACAGUGAGCAAGUGGACGGGCAGAAGCAGGUGCGCGUCAGCGACAGAACGCAGGCUUUCACCACGGCGCGCAACCUGCUUGCCUCCGGAGCCGACGCCAUCGAGAGGAUCAUAUCUUCGUACAAAGAGGUCACGGAGCUGGCAGGCUACACGGCUCGUGUGCACGACAUGCUGCUGGUGUUCAACGAGGUGCAGAGGGGGGUGUACAAGCGUGCAUCGCAUUCCCAGAAUCCCGCUGGGCAGGAAGAGGUUACGGCCAGGCCUGCGGGACACAUUGAGGGCCCUCUGGAGAUCAAAGGGAAGGUUAUUGAUGUGGAGAGAGGCAUCGUGUGUGUGAACGUUCCGAUAAUCACCCCUACUGGGGACGUAAUUGUGUCCAGCUUGGACUUUAAGGUGGAGGAGGGGAUGCACCUCCUCAUCACAGGGCCCAAUGGCUGUGGGAAGAGCUCUCUGUUCCGUGUGCUCAGUGGGCUGUGGCCAGUGUACAGAGGUCUGCUGUACAAACCACCUCCCCACUGCCUGUUCUACAUCCCACAGAGGCCCUACAUGUCUGUGGGGACUCUGCGGGAUCAGGUGAUCUACCCGGACAGCGUGGAUGACAUGCACAGGAGGGACUACGGUGACCAGGAUCUGGACACCAUCUUGGACCUGGUGAACCUCAACCACAUCCUCACGCGCGAAGGAGGUUGGGACGCGGAGACGGAUUGGAAGGACGUUCUGUCCGGCGGGGAGAAGCAGAGGAUGGGAAUGGCCCGCAUGUUCUAUCACAAGCCAAAGUAUGCCCUUCUGGACGAGUGCACGAGUGCCGUCAGCAUCGACGUGGAGGGGAAGAUCUUCCAGGCUGCAAAGGAUGCUGGGAUUUCCCUCCUGUCCAUUACGCACCGGCCGUCCCUCUGGAGGCACCACACCCACCUCCUGCAGUUCGACGGCGAGGGGGGCUGGCGGUUCGAGCCCCUGGACACGGCCACGCGCCUCACCCUGACCGAGGAGAAGCAGCGUCUGGAGACCCAGCUGGCGGGAAUUCCCAAGAUGCAGCACAGACUGAGCGAGCUGUGCGGCAUUCUGGGAGAGGACUCGGUGCUGAAGCAAUCGGCCAGCUCCGGAGAGCGAGUGAGCGAGUGAGAGAAAGAGAGAGAGGGAGAGAGAGAGGGAGAGAGAGAGAGAGAGAGCAGGAAGAAUUACUUUUUAAUUCACCACAUGGACAUCUAUUUUUAAUAUCGAAUAACAAACAUCAGUAAUCAAUAUCAAAUCCGCUUAUUCAUUAGUUUAGAGCUGUUCUUUUCAUUGCCAGAAACUGGAUACCACUUACCAACUAUUAUAUGCUGUGAUAAUGACAUAAUCGCAGUUAGCGCACACACAGUAAACGUUUUUAGCCAUUUUAUUUACCUCAUAACGAUGAAUAUAAACCGUCUAUCUUUUAAAUUGUGAAAUAUAUUUUCGAGGUAAUUUUAAAGAUUAUCAUCUAGUUUAUGUUCUGAAGGACUUGCUUUUAGUCUUCCUACACCCUGAGGUUUAUAGAAAUGCCCGAAAUGUUACAAAUUUUAAAGGAAUUAGUUUAUUGUUUUGGUUUACACUUGAGUUGUGUGCCUUUGAGUUGAAGGCAGUUAAUGUUGAAUUAUAGAGGCCUUAAGGCAGGGAUGUCAAACUGAAUUCCCAGGGGGCCGCAGUGGUUUCCUUCCAAUCAGCUGUCAAUGAAGGCCUUGAGAACAAGACGUGUGGAUUCUGUUAGCCAACCGAUGACUUGAAUGAACCACAGGUGCCGAGAACAUCCCAAAAAAACAGCAGACACUGCGGCCCUCCAGGACUGGAGUUUGACACCCCUGCCUUCAAGGGCUUGAGAUGCUGCUUGCUCCUGUUGACUGAAAAGCAGUGGUGGAGAAUCCAGGUCCUGAAAGUAAAAAUCCUCCCCAGUAUUUUGUACCAACCACCUGGAUUUCCCUCACAACUCUCCAUCCAGGAAGUGGAACUAAUGAGUGAAAUCAGUUUUUCUUUUUUUGGGGGGUUUGUGGGUGGAGGAAACGCACGGCAGGUCUUUCACUUUGUGACCCCUGGACUUUCCACCUCUGCGGUAGAGUUCUGACGUGGUGUGACUCUUGAACGAGUUCUAGACGGGUUCCAGGUAAAGGACAUGAUCUUUCAAUGUUUCUGCAAUGUUUGAAACGGCACGACGAUGUUGUGACUCGGUAAACCGAGGGGUUGAUGCAGAGACGACAGUUAAUUAGUCUGUUAUUAGAUAUGUUAGCAAGGACACAGUAUUUAUACAGCCAAAAUGGCGGAUUUACCCAUAAUGCACCGGGUGUCAGGUUGAAUUAUGGAAAUGCCAAUAUCACUGUAUAUUAUAACAUAUACAUGUGGUUAGGUGCUUAUAACAGAAAAUGCAGUGAAAACGUAUCAUAACUGAAUGCUCUUACUGUAAAAACACUGCCAAAAUCUCAAAUUGUACAGUCCGAUACUGCAUUAACCUGUAUCUGUAUUACACGCAAAAGUUGUAACUUUGACACACACCGUGUUGACAAUAACCCAGAAACUGUAACACAGAAAGUGUGUCGGAUAUUAACACGCCCUUAUUGAGCGUGGAUGUUGUUGUACAUUCUCAAACGUCAGGUCACACGCCUUUCAGCGUGCAGCUGGUGUUGCCCUUGUGUUGGCGUCUCUUUCAGUUCCCGGUAUGAACACGUUUGGCUGCAUUUUAGCAUAUAAUGGUUCACUUAUUCACUUAAGCUUCCCUUGUUUCGUGGGCCAGGAGCUUUUGACAGUCCGGGUCCAGUGCGCUAAUGCUACGCUGCUACCCGUGUCGGGGGCAGAGCCGCUGCCUUAUUCGCUGUCCUUGCUGUCAGCGUCAGCCAAUGAUUGGUUUGGAGAGGACCCUGGAAUCGGGUUAACGAAUGCUGCACCUUCAUUUUAAACGAAUGUUAACCACUGCCAAACAACUUCUCACUCGGACUGACCUGUGCGGAUAUAAAUUUGUAUUUUUUGAGAAUAAAGACACUUGUAAAAAAAUAUAUAUAUAUUUUGCUGGAAUGGAUGAGGAGAUGGUAUUUCAUGUAGUGCUGCUCUACAUGCACACGUGCACACACACACACACGCACACGCACACUCACACACACACACACACACACAGAUGCAGACACACACACACUUCCCAACAGAAAGCAUAUAGGUUUUCGGGAAGAUCUGAGUCCAGUCCUCAGUUUUAUUGUAUAGGGUCUGCGGGGUUGUCAAGUAUUGUAACCUCGCACUGUGGGCUACAUGAAUUGGCUCUCACGCAAUCUGCUAGCCUUUUCCUCUCGUCCCGUGUUCAAUAUUAUGGCUGAAUUAUUGCUGAAUGGCAGCCUGCAGUGACAUCACACUUCUUCUUACAUAGCACCCGUCUGUCUAAUGCACCCGGGUGUAUAACGGCCGUCUGUCUAAUGCACCCGGGUGUAUAACGGCCGUCUGUCUAAUGCACCCGGGUGUAUAACGGCCGUCUGUCUAAUGCACCCGGGUGUAUAACGGCCGUCUGUCUAAUGCACCCGGGUGUAUAACGGCCGUCUGUCUAAUGCACCCGGGUGUAUAACGGCCGUCUGUCUAAUGCACCCGGGUGUAUAACGGCCGUCUGUCUAAUGCACCCGGGUGUAUAACGGCCGUCUGUCUAAUGCACACAAGUGGGGCUUCCAGGGCACUGGCUACACCAGUCCGUCCACCCGUUUCCCCAGGCAGGUACAUGUGACGUGUCACACCCUCACAUCACAUGUUUUUGACUGAAACGUACGCCCGAGGUGAUUGACGUGUUCUUUCUACGUCUAUAACGGACCACACCCAUCUUACAGGUAUGGCCGGGCAAGGAUCGUCUGUCUCGUGAUACCUUCUUUUGUUACAGCGCAACGUGUUGUUUAUUUUGUCAAAAUGACACUCGGGUUUUAAUGGUUCUCUGUCCCACUCUCAGAAAUAAAGGUACAGAAAGUGCCUGAAAAAGGUACAAAUGCUUGUACUGGGGCAGUACCCUACAGGUACAUGAAUAAUUAUUACUACCAUAUAACUACACUGUAAAACCCAAGAGUUAAGUUACCUCAAAUGGCUUUUUAAAUUGAGUUCUAAUGAUGUGGGCUCUUAUGACCACUCAGUUCAUUUAGAAACACUGGCAUUUAUGUUUUACAGUGCGUAAUAAAAAGCUUGCAGUGCA
This is a messenger RNA of Conger conger (European conger), 6167 nucleotides long. Its product is annotated as ATP-binding cassette sub-family D member 2-like. Gene Ontology annotation, biological process: very long-chain fatty acid catabolic process; fatty acid beta-oxidation; peroxisome organization. NCBI's taxonomy places the organism in Eukaryota, Metazoa, Chordata, Actinopteri, Anguilliformes, Congridae. The record is from RefSeq and is a predicted model, not a curated record. The coding region runs from base 884 to 3127 and encodes 747 amino acids. The transcript is spliced from 10 exons. Gene Ontology annotation, cellular component: peroxisomal membrane. Gene Ontology annotation, molecular function: long-chain fatty acid transmembrane transporter activity; ABC-type transporter activity; ATP hydrolysis activity.